This is a messenger RNA of Thamnophis sirtalis, 2189 nucleotides long. Lineage: Eukaryota; Metazoa; Chordata; Lepidosauria; Squamata; Natricidae. The record is from RefSeq and is a predicted model, not a curated record.
AUGACGUCGUGCCUGGCUGUUGACAUAGCGGCGGUUGCCAUGGAACUGGACCGGUUUGCUUGGCUAGACCUGGGAAGACUCAACAUGGGGAUUUCCCGGGAGCAGAGAUUUCAGACUUGAGUAUGGAAAUGUAUGAGAUCCUUGGAAAAGUGGGAGAGGGAAGUUACGGAACGGUAAUGAAAUGUAAACACAAGGAAACAGGACAUAUAGUUGCCAUUAAGAUAUUUUAUGAAAAAACAGAAAAAUCUGUCAACAAAAUUGCAAUGAGAGAGAUAAAAUUCCUGAAGCAAUUUCGUCAUGAAAACUUGGUCAAUCUGAUUGAAGUCUUCAGACAAAAAAAGAAAAUUCAUUUAGUGUUUGAAUUUAUUGACCACACAGUUUUAGAUGAGCUGCAACACUAUUCUCAUGGACUGGAUAGUAGAAGACUUAAGAGGUAUCUUUAUCAGAUUCUUCGAGCAAUUGACUACCUCCACAGCAACAAUGUCAUUCACCGUGAUAUUAAACCUGAAAACAUUUUGGUUUCACAAACUGGAAUAACUAAGCUUUGCGAUUUUGGAUUUGCUCGGACGUUAGCAGCCCCAGGUGAUAUUUAUACUGAUUAUGUAGCUACAAGGUGGUACAGAGCUCCAGAACUGGUAUUAAGAGAUACAACAUAUGGGAAACCUGUGGACAUCUGGGCUUUAGGUUGUAUGAUUAUCGAGAUGGCCACUGGCAACCCCUAUCUACCCAGCAGCUCUGACCUAGAUCUACUUCAUAAAAUUGUGACCAAAGUUGGAAACUUGACACCUCACUUUCAGAGUAUUUUUAUAAGGAGCCCAGUUUUCUCAGGGAUGGUUCUUCCUGAAGUUCAGCAUCCUAAAAGUGCAAGAAAAAAAUAUCCCAAACUCAGUGCACUACUUGCAGAUAUGGUUCAUGCUUGUUUACAAAUGGAUCCUGCAGACAGGAUAUCAUCUGCUGAUUUGCUACAGCAUGAAUAUUUCACCAGAGAUGGUUUUGUUGAAAAAUUCCUACCAGAAUUGAAAAGCAAAUUACUACAAGAAGCAAAGCUGAAUUAUCUUUCAAAAUUCAGAGACAAUAACAAAGAGAUGGAACAAAUCAAAGAUGAAAAGAGAAUAGUUCAUAUUAACAUGUCUCAGAAUGGUCCUGUAACUGUAAAGGAAAUGGAAAAAGACAGAAAGUCAAAGGAGAUGAAGAUCAAAGGUAUUAAAGUGAAAGGGGGAAAAUCUGAAAUUUCAGAGCUUAAAAGAAAUGAACAAGAAGAUGCUGUUUCACAGUGGGUGACUUUGUCUCAGAAUGCUCUAAACUUACCUUAUGAGAACAAACCCACAAUUGGUGAUGGUACCAGCUUGAUAACAGUUGGCAUUGAUGCUGGUGGGAUGAAGGAUGAAGCUCCACAGACACCCUGUACAACAAUGCCACGGAUACAUCCAAACUGUGGAAAUCUUACUGCGAAUUUCAGUUCACAUUUCCUGUGUCCUAAUUCAAGACUUCAAGAAAAAGCAAAGAAACGGCGAAGUCCUUGGCCAUCAGUAGGACAAAUAGGUUCAAACAGUCGUCAAGAAGAUGGAGUUCUGACUCAAAACCAAAUGGAGAAAGUAUCCCUGUAUGAAAGAGCUGCUCAAAUUGAUCAAAUGGUGAACAUAAACAGGAAGAAACGCAACAUUUCAAGAUGUGAGAAAAGAGAAAUUCACUUGCCAGAACUAAAUACAACAGGGCAACAGAAAGAAUUGAAAGCAAUGGAAAGUAUGUUUGUUAUAUUCUACAGGUCUUUGUAAAUAUCUUUGUAUAUAUAAUUAUGGGCCUUACACCUGAUAUGUGCAUCUGUAAUUAUGGACUUUAAAUAUGAAGUAGCAUUACAUCAGAUUUAAAGAAAUAUUCCCAAAAAAUUCAUUGACAGUAAACAGUCUUUUUGUUUAGUACACAACUGGAGUAGCAUCUUUUCUUUGUAAAGGGAUGCCUGAAUACAAACUAAAUCCAAAAAUUAUUGGAAAUGGGAAAAAAUCCAGCUAUUACUGGAGUACAGUUACGUAUGGCUGACUUUAAGUCACAGCCAGCAAGCAUAUUUGCCCCCAAUUCAAAUGGAGCUUUAGUGUUUAUAUUUAGCCUUCAUAUUUCCCCAUUAGAAACAUUACUUGUGGUCCUCGACUUACAAUCAUUUGUUUAGUGACCAUUUGAAUUUACAACAAUAC